GAUGGCAGCAACGGAGGAUGCGGGCGGCAGAGAGCAGGGGGUGACGCGUGACUCGCUGUGCAGUAUAGUUAUCUGUAAUGACGCCUCCCUACGGAGCCAGCCCGUCAUUUACAACCCAGACUUCUUUGUGGAAAAGCUUCGGCACGAGAAUCCGGAAGUGUUUACCGAGCUGGUGGUCAGCAACAUCACGAGGCUGCUGGACCUGCCCGGCACAGAUCUUGCCGAGCUCAUGGGAGAAGUGGAACCGAAACUUCCCGGACCUAACGCUACAGCCGCUAACUUCUUCAAGUCGCUCAACUUUCUUAAGCGUAAAGAGAAAGGCAUCGUCUUUGGAGCACCACUGACAGAAGAAGGCAUUGCACAGAUAUACCAGCUCAUCGAGUAUCUGCACAAAAAUCUCCGCACUGAAGGCUUGUUUCGAAUCCCCGGGAACAGCAAUCGUCUGCAGAUCCUUAAAGACUCUCUCAAUAGUGGAACGGACAUUGAUGUGGAUUCCGGGGAGUUUCACCCCAAUGAUGUGGCCACGUUACUUAAAAUGUUUCUGGGUGAAUUGCCCGAACCCUUGCUGACACACCGCCAUUACCAGGCUCAUUUAAAGAUUGCAGAUCUAAUGCUUCUUGAUGACAAGGGUAACCGGACGGGGGCACCUGAUAAGGAGCGACAAAUGGAGGCUCUGCAACUUCUGUUUUUACUUCUCCCGUCCUCCAACAGGAAUCUUCUCAAACUGCUACUGGAUCUCCUGUACCAAACGGCCAAAAAACAGGACCGCAACAAGAUGUCCGCCCACAACCUGGCGCUGAUGUUUGCCCCACACAUCGUAUGGCCCAAGAAUGUCACUGCAAAUGAUUUGCAAGAACAUAUAAUAAAGCUGACCAACGGAGUCACCUUCAUGAUUAAACACUCUCAAAAACUUUUUAAGGCUCCUGCUUAUAUACGGGAAUAUGCCCGGCUGUACUUCAGCGGCAGCAAAACCCCCGCCUCCAAGGAUGAUCUGGAGCUAUUGUCUUCUGAAACCCGCAACGAGUUUCCGUUUGUAAAGAGCCAGAAAAGAAGCCGGUUCGGAUCAUCACCCUCAUCCUCCACAUCUCAGCAGGAACUGACGCAGCGGCGCACAGAGGAAGCCUUAAGAGAAUUGUUUCAACACGUCCACAAUAUGCCAGAUUCUGCGAAGAAGAAAAAGCUCAUCCGGCAGUUCAAUAAACAUAAUCCAGGAACACCCGACCUGAGCAGCACGAAGAACCAUGUCCGCUCGCGCUCCUUCAGCGGGAUGAUUAAGCGUAAAGUCUUGGGCGGACAGGUGGUGUCCGAGAAGAAGAGGACGGUGACCCCAAUGUCCUCACAAGGAUCAGAAUACGUCAAGGAAAAUGUGAAAUAUGUGUCCCAAGAAUCUCCUGCAGUUUAUUUUACAAAAGCCAAAUUAAAGCUUACCGAGCACACUCAUGGCAAGAAAGAGGCACCCAGUAAGGUAAAACGGGCACAUCUCUUGUCUACGCAAGAAACCUCCAUUUAA
Bufo gargarizans (Asiatic toad) is the source of this 1510-nucleotide messenger RNA. RefSeq names its product rho GTPase-activating protein 19-like. The transcript has 12 exons. Gene Ontology annotation, molecular function: GTPase activator activity. Gene Ontology annotation, cellular component: cytoplasm. The record is from RefSeq and is a predicted model, not a curated record. The coding region runs from base 2 to 1510 and encodes 502 amino acids. NCBI's taxonomy places the organism in Eukaryota, Metazoa, Chordata, Amphibia, Anura, Bufonidae. Gene Ontology annotation, biological process: signal transduction; regulation of small GTPase mediated signal transduction.